AGUUGAACGAUGGUUAUGUUCGAACGUUACUAAAGAAUAUUACACAGUUCAAAAUUUAUUAUUCAAAUUAUUUUCGUAUUAAAUUCAAAAUUUAUUACGUCUUACCGUUUCGGCUAUUGGCUCGCCAGCACUUUAACUGAUCCUUCGCCGAUCUUCCUCCUGUGGAGGGUCACCAAUCACCGUUUGAGUGAUCUGUUUUUGCAACAAAACAUCUGGAGAAGCCUCUGUAAUUACAAGAAGGAACCAUGUCGGGUUUGAAUCAGCACUACCAGGACUACUACCUGUUGCCGGGCACGUACUCCUAUCCAAUGGCCACGCACGCCGCACCAACGGCUAGCGCCUAUCUGCCAAACUACGAAGAGAUGUCCUGGCAUAUGCCAGACAACAGCGCGGCCACCUAUGUGGCUAGUCCCCUUGGCGUGAUCAACUAUUUGUCCGAUCUUCAGUCCCAAAUGGCCUUGCCCACCCAACAAAAUCUGAGCAGCGGUCUCUUCUAUGCGGUCCUCAAUCCGCUUGAACAGCAUGUGGCUAUGCCAAUGGCAGUGCCUGUGGCAGUGCCGGUGCCAGUGCCAGUGUCGGUGCCGGCCUAUCACCAGGCGAUAUAUGCCUGCCAGCAACCAGUGGAGCAGAUUUGUUAUUACCAGUUGGUGCCCAUGUCUGAGGAGGAUACCUCCACAGGACAGCAGCCAGAAGACUACUCAGCCCAGCCCGCAGAAGCGGAAGAGCAAGCCAUGGAGCCAGCAGUUGAGCAAGAGCCUACAAACGGCAAGCGAGCCUACCAGGCAGAAGAGGGCUACUUGGUUGAGGAGCCGACCUCCUCGGAAGAGGACCAGGAGGAGAGCAAAGAGGAACCAACCACACCAGAGACGCAUUGAUAAGCUCCUACGGAUCCCACUUGUUCUGCUAUCGAGGCCAGUGGUGGAUACAAAUCGAUGGGCGCUCGCUAAAGACGAUGACAAAAUCGAACCAUUGAUUGUAUGUACAGACAUACUGUGUACCUUUGCAAGGAAUUGUUUUAUUAUAAUUUAUAGUCGCAAAAACAUACAUACUGAAUAUACUUCCCAACUAAA
Messenger RNA from Drosophila miranda, 1070 nucleotides. RefSeq lists its product as uncharacterized. NCBI's taxonomy places the organism in Eukaryota, Metazoa, Arthropoda, Insecta, Diptera, Drosophilidae. The coding region runs from base 246 to 875 and encodes 209 amino acids. The record is from RefSeq and is a predicted model, not a curated record. The transcript has 2 exons.